GCUGGUGAGGAACACCUAGCGCAGGUAAAAGGGUGGCGGCGACAGGGAGUUCCCAUUUGCAGCGUUCUGAAAGAAAUGAAGGCUUAAGGAAACUGCAAGGAGGGGCCGAUCCGUGAUUUUCGGACGCGCCUGGAGCCCCACCCUCGGCCAGAGGAAAAGCCCCUGGAGUGAGAGGCCCGCGCCUCAGAGACACCGAGAAGAAAAGCGCCUCUCCGCGCGCUCCGCCUCCUCCGCCUCGCACUGCUCUGCGCGGCGGCCCAGCUGCGCCCGGCCGCGGCCCUGCGCCCCGCCGAGCCCGCCCGCCCGCCCGCCCGCCACCCGCCGGCGACCCGCCCCGAGCGCGCUCCAUGGCGGCAGCGCGACCCACCGGCCCCCGGAGCGCGGCCUUCUGCCGGCAGCUCCUGCUGACCCUCGCGAUCUUAACAUUUGCCAGUGAUGCCUGUAAAAAUGUGACACUACAUGUUCCCUCCAAACUAGACGCUGAGAAAUUUGUUGGGAGAGUUAACCUGAAGGAGUGCUUUAAAUCUGCAAACUUAAUUCAUUCAAGUGAUCCUGAUUUCCAAAUUUUAGAAGAUGGUUCAGUCUAUACAACACAUGCUAUUCUUUUGUCCUCGGAGAAGAGAAGCUUUACCAUAUCACUUUCUAACACUGAGAAGCAGGAAGAGAAGAAAAUAUUUGUCCUUUUAGAGCAUCAAACAAAGGUAUUGAAGAAAAGGCAUGCUAAAGAAAAAGUUCUAAGACGUGGCAAGAGAAGAUGGGCUCCUAUUCCUUGUUCAAUGAUGGAGAAUUCCUUGGGUCCUUUCCCACUUUUCCUUCAACAGGUUCAAUCUGACACAGCACAAAACUACACCAUAUACUAUUCCAUAAAAGGUCCUGGAGUUGACCAAGAACCUCGGAAUUUAUUUUAUGUGGAGAGAGAUACUGGCAACCUGUAUUGUACUCAAGCAGUAGAUCGUGAGGAGUACGACUCUUUUCAGAUAGUUGCCUUAGCCACAACUCCAGAUGGGUACUUCCAAGAAGCUCCACUGCCCUUGCUAAUCAAAAUAGAGGAUGACAAUGAUAAUGACCCAAUUUUUACAGAAGCAACUUACAUUUUUACAGUUUCUGAAAAUUGCAGAGUAGGUUCUACUGUGGGACAGGUAUGCGCAACUGACAGAGAUGAGCCUGACACACUGCACACACUCCUGAGGUACUCUAUCAUCGAGCAGCUGCCAGCGUCACCCACACUGUUCUCUAUGCAUCCAAGGACAGGUGUGAUCACCACCACAUCCUCUCAGCUGGACAGAGAGUUUAUUGAUAAAUACCAAUUGAAAAUAAAAGUACAAGACAUGGACGGUCAAGCUUUUGGUCGGCAGACAACUUCAACUUGUAUCAUUAAUAUUGGGGAUGUGAAUGACAACUUGCCAACAUUUACCCGUACUUCUUAUGUGACUUCAGUGGAAGAAAAUACAGUCGAUGUGGAAAUCUUACGUGUCACUGUUGAGGAUAAAGAUUUAGUGAAUACUGCUAACUGGAGAGCUAAUUAUACCAUUUUAAAGGGCAAUGAAAAUGGGAAUUUCAAAAUUGUAACAGAUCCCAAAACCAAUGAAGGAGUUCUGUGUGUAGUUAAGCCAUUGAAUUAUGAAGAAAGGAAACAAGUGAUCCUACAAAUUGGCGUAGUUAAUGAAGCUCCGUUCUCCAGAGAGGCUAGUUCCAAAUCAGCCAUGAGCACAGCGACAGUCACUGUCAGUGUGAAAAAUCAGGAUGAGGGCCCUGAGUGUAGCCCUUCAGGACAAACUGUUCGAAUUAAUGAAAAUGCACAAGUGGGAACAACAGUCAGUGGAUAUAAAGCAUUUGACCCAGAAACCAGAAGUAGCAGUGGCAUAAGGUAUAAGAAAUUGAAUGAUCCAAAAGGGUUGGUCACUGUUGAUGAAAAUACUGGAUCAAUCAAAGUUUUCAGAAGCCUAGAUAGAGAGGCAGAGUUCAUCACAAAUGGCAUAUAUAAUAUUACAAUCGUUGCAUCAGAUGGAGUCGGGCGAUCAUGUACUGGGACACUGGGAAUUAUCCUUGAAGAUGUGAAUGAUAACGGCCCUUCCAUACCUAAACCAACGGUGAUCAUCUGCAAAACCGUCAUGUUAGCUGCAGAGAUCGUUGCUAUUGAUCCUGAUGAACCCAGGCAUGGGCCACCCUUUGACUUCAGUUUGGAGACUUCUGACUCACAAGUACGGAGAAUGUGGAGACUGACAAAAAUUAAUGAUACAGCAGCGCGGCUUUCCUAUCAGAAUGAUCCUCCAUUUGGACAAUAUGUAGUUCCGGUCAAAGUUUCAGAUAGACUUGGCCAGUCUAAGGUCACUUCAUUGACUGUUACACUAUGUGACUGUGUUACUGAAAAUGACUGCACAUACCGUGCAGGUCCAAGGGUUGGCGGAGCAGAAGUUAGACUUGGAACAUGGGCUAUCCUUGCAAUAUUGUUGGGCAUAGCAUUGCUAUUUUGUAUCCUGUUUACGUUAAUCUGUGGGGCUUCUCGGACAGCCACACAACCAAAAACGUUUCCUGAUGACUUAGCCCAGCAGAACCUAAUUGUAUCAAACACAGAAGCGCCUGGAGAUGACAGAGUGUGUUCCCCGAAUGGCUUCACCACCCACACCGUGGGCGCUUCUGCUCAGGGAAUUUGUGGUACUGUGGGAUCAGGAGUCAGACCUGGAGGGCAGGAGACCAUUGAGAUGGUGAAAGGAGGGCAGCAGACCCUGGACACCUGCCAGGGAGCUGGGCACCUUCACACCCUGGACACCUGCCAGGGAGCUGGGCACCUUCACACCCUGGACACCUGCCAGGGAGCUGGGCACCUUCACACCCUGGACUCCUGCAGGGGAGGACGCGUGGAGACUGACAACUGCAGAUACAAUUACUCAGAGUGGCACAGUUUCACUCAGCCCCGUCUCGGUGAAGAAUCCAUUAGAGGACACACUCUGAUUAAAAAUUAAACAAUGAAAGAGGGUGCAUCUGUGUAAUCAGGAUGACAGUCACAAGCAUGCGCAAGACUAUGUCCUGACAUAUAACUAUGAAGGAAGAGGAUCGGCGGCUGGGUCUGUAGGUUGUUGCAGCGAACGACAAGAAGAAGAUGGACUUGAAUUUUUGGAUAAUUUGGAACCCAAAUUUAGGACACUAGCAGAAGCAUGCAUGAAGAGAUGAGUGUGUUCUAAUAAGUGUGCAAAGCCAGUGGCUUUAUCAUUUUUUUUUUUUUUUGUAAUUACAAAGCAGGAUUUUUUAAAAACAGAAGAUGCUAUGUUUGGGGCUUUUUUUCCCUUUGUUUUGGUGGAAUCUCUUUGGCCAAAUGUACAUUUACAGAGAGACACUGUAAAUAAGCACACAAAUUUUCAAUUUUUACAUAGUUUUUAAUUACUUGUCUUCCACCCAAGGAGAUCUAUAAAUAGAAAAUUUAAGAAAGUCUGCAUUAUUGGUUACAUUUGGGUAUAAUAACAACAGCCAAUUUAUAGUGCAAUAAAAUGUAAUUAAUUCAAGUCUAUGUUAUAGACUACUUGAAGUACAAGCUGAUAGAAAAUUGUAGAGACCUAGCUUUAGCAUUAUCUCCAGUUAACGAAUUAAUUAAUCAUUUGUGUGGUGCUUCUUUUCUGCGAUAGUCUGAAGUGUAUAUAUUGCAUUCUUGCUAUUGUUUAUUCUUAUAGCACUACCUUCAUAAUGCAAAGGGAAAUUUCUAACCAGACAUUGAGUGUUAUUACAAUUCCAUUUUGAUGAAGUUGUAAAAAAAAUAAUUAAGCAAUUUUAGGUUUUAUUCUAUAUCAAAUACUGCAUUGAAUUCACAUUUCCUCUGUUACCUACUUUGUCGGUAAAAUGUAAGUUUAAAAGUGCUUUCAGAAUGUAUUCUUAUCCCUGCAAGUUUUUUCUUUGAGGUGCCAAAUAGUCUCCCUCUCUCUCUUCCCUCUCUGUCUUUAAAAUUUCUACUUGGGUUGGAGAAUCCAAAUAUUUUUAAGAACUCCUCUUUUCUUCUCUCUUAAAGUGAAUUAUUCCUUUUUGGUUUUAUGUAAAUAUAUGUAAUCUUGGUUUUUCCUAAAAUCAAUGUAAUGUUAACUUUGUUAUUUCAAAUAUCUUGGUGAUUGCUGCAGUAUCUCCUCAACAGAGAACCUUGAAUUUUGCCAUCGAAACUGUAGAACUAUGUCAUGAUUUUAUUAGAAACAGCAUUCUAUGUUAACAAAAGGAAUGGUGCCAUUAGAAUUGGGAUGUGGAUGCUUAGUAUGUGAUUGCACAUUUACAGUUCAUAUCUUUAAUGCAAGGAUACAGUAUAUAAUUGCAAAAUAACGAUGGUUUUUGAAAUAAGCUUUGAAAUACAGGGAUCUUGAAAGCUCUCUGGGACUAUUUUAUAAGUUUUUAGAUGUGAUGGUUAGUUAUAUCUAUGUGUUUGUAAAGUUAUUUUUUAAUAUUUUAAGAUUACAGUUUUUAACAAAUGUAGAAAUGGGCCAAACUAUUUAAAUUUUAAAACAGUAAGACAAAUUGAACUUAAUAGCCCACUAAAUUCCAGGACAAGUUUCAUGGUUUAUUUCAGUCAAUGAAUUCUCAUGUGUACUAAACAUAUGUACAUUUUAAGGACAUUUGGACUAAACAUAUGGACAUUUUAAGUGUGUUUCUGAUAUUUGUUAUUGUUAAUACUGUGCCUGUCUUGAAUGCACAAUGUUGGGUUGUAACUAUUAUUUUUCAGGAUUAACAUUGGGUAAUUAUUUGAUAACCAGCUUAUCUUUUCAAUAGUCCCAUCACUGCUUAGUCCAAAUAAUAAUUUCCCAAAAUUAUUUUUAAUAAAUUAUGUAUAAAAUUUUUGUGUAUUGCUAGUUAUAAUUAAGUAAAUUAAGCAGUUUUUAAAAAUUAGUAUGAGUUUGUUAAUCAUGGUAGACGUCUAACAUGAGUUUAAGGGCUUAUACUCUUCUGACUUAGAGAAGUGAGUCCCUUCAUUAGAAUCCUGUUGUACAUUUUUUAGAAUUUAAAAUUUGGUUUGGAGAGAUGUUUGGUGCAUUGUUACCACCACAUUUAUAUAAUAUUACUAUUCUAAAGACUGUGACGCUAGUGGGUAUUCGUUUAGUUGCAUAUUUUCUCUGUGUCUGUUUUUGUCAUCUUCAAAUGGGGAAUAAUAACAGAAUUCCUUUCCUAGGGUGGUUGUAAGAUACUUGAAUAAAAAAUGGUUUUGAAGCAUGAAA
Microcebus murinus (gray mouse lemur) is the source of this 5183-nucleotide messenger RNA. It is a transcript of the gene DSC2, whose product is annotated as desmocollin 2. Gene Ontology annotation, molecular function: calcium ion binding. Lineage: Eukaryota; Metazoa; Chordata; Mammalia; Primates; Cheirogaleidae. Gene Ontology annotation, biological process: homophilic cell-cell adhesion. The record is from RefSeq and is a predicted model, not a curated record. Gene Ontology annotation, cellular component: plasma membrane; desmosome.